UAUUUGUGUAAGAACAACAGUGUACAUGAAUAUAUGUGUGUUAAAAAAAAAUUGAAUCGUUUAAUUUGAUAAAACGUGAACAUUGAAACAAAGUGUCUUAUUAUGCGACUUUUGUAACGAAGCAUCGGAUUACCUCUCUUUGAAACGUUGCGUUCACCAUGCUUUCACCAUGCCUUCCUUUUAAGAAAGCACGCUGAGCACUAAAGUUUUCUUUUUACGUCAAACUUGCUCAUGAUAUUCGUUUGUAUAGAAAACGGUAGAGUUUCGCUUUCAAAAGUAACAGUACAAUCUAUAAGAAGGGUCUUAUACAUUCAAAAGAGGGGGGAGGGGAAGGUUUAGAAGCGACACAUGCAUAGAAAGCGAAGAACGUAGCGUGGGAAUCAAUACUCUCAACGGCAAACUUCAUGACUAACUUCAGAUUGGUUCUUCCUUGUGACGCCCAACGAUCGUCCAUCGACCAAAGUUCCGAGUUCAGGUCGAUGAUCGAAGAACCGUUAGAUGAAAAAUUUUUUAAACAUUAUUAUUUCUUAUUAUUAAACAUUUAUGUUAUUAAACAUUUGAGUUUUAACGUCCUCAAUUAAGGAAAAAGUUAUCAAUUGUUUAAAAAUUCGUAAAUCUUAAAUACGACAAAAUCGAGUUUUUGAUUGUAACGUUGGUAACAUUUUUAAGAGUUUGAAAUGUUUGCAUUGCGUGUUUCGAUCGACGAACGGGUACACGGUUAAAACGACCUGAUUCCGUGUUCACUUUGUACCCAUGCAUCCGCGUGGGAGUUUAACCAGAAUAGUCGACGAGGUCGAUCGAUAUCUCGAAUUCAGCUUCUCUCUUUUCUAUAUCUCGAGAGACUGUCGUGAUCUCGAGGGUUGUUGGCCUCGUUUCAACCCCUUCGGAUAAUGUUAAUGUACAAAGUAUCGAAAGUUUUAACGCAUCAAAACAACAUGUCUGUGACUACAACUGUUCAGCCAGCUACUGAGAGUCUUUCUCGCCAUGGAAGCAAUAUUUCUUUGUCUUGCCACAGUUCGUGCGGAAGCGUUGACGAUGGCCUCCAAGGAUCUCAUCCUCAGUAUCAGGAUACAAUCCUUACUAUUGAGGAACUUCGUGCUCAAUUGAAUUCUUGUUUCACAUGUGGAGUUUCGUGGAGCGAAGAACACGUUUCUCUCGAUUGUAGUGAAUGUGGUGGUUAUUCUCUUCAACGACCGUGCCCACUUUGUGACGGACGUUGCCGCACCUCGUGGAAACGCGACCUUACCAUGUCCCAUGCCAGUGGUAAAGCAAGAUGGAUUGGUGAAUGUGGACUGAGUUGCGGACCUUCUAUCGAGGAACCAUUGGUACCCGCAUUGGAAAAGCUACGAGCUACUUCGUGAACGGUGUUCAACGACGAAUGCAUAGAAAGACCGUUGUCGUAUACCGUCAACAAUGCACAAGACUUAAUCCAUCACCAUCCAUAUAGCAUCACCCCCACCACCAUUGUGCGAGUUGAAAACGUGUGAAUGUGGAUUCUGGAUGCAUAGAUGAUACAUUAUGUUCCUCAGAAGCAAGAACGGGGACAAAUAACAUCGGACAAUGAAACCGUUCUUUUCCCAUGGCUUCCUGUUUGACGAUGGCAUUACGUUUGAACGAUCCAUUAGUGAAGAAUCUUCUUAUUGUCAGAGCUCUAGCGAACAUCGCUAUUUUCAUCAUUAUAUAUUAAAGCGCCAUCUGGAUUUAAAAAAGCGAAAAAUUACUAUGCGGAAUUUUCGCUAUCGACGAUGCUUCUUGAUAGAUCCAUAAUUAAGAGUAUAAUGCAAUAUGACGUUCGAUAUCUUUGUAUUAUUAUAAAUUUCGAAUCAUAUUUUAUUCGAAAUGUAUAUUAAUUGUUGCGGCAAACUUCGACGCGUAAUUUCAUUAUUUCAACAAUUACACAAUUCUGUAUAAAAUAUCACAAAACAAAUUAGAAAAAUGGUUUUAAAUUUAAAAAAUUUUUAAAAUUGAUUUAAUGAAUUGAUCUAUUGAUUUUUAAUAAAUUAAUAAUUUGGUAAUUAUAUAUUUAAAAAAAGUUGAGAAUUUUAAUUAUGUUUUGUUGAUAUUAAUGGUUGGUUAAUAUUGGUGCAAAUUUUCAAAUUGCGUUUUAUUAUAUAUAUAUAUAUAUUUUACUGUAACGAAGUGUUGCAAUAUUUUGACAAAGAUAGCGAGAAGAUACUUGUACGAAAUAGUAAUAGAUCGUGAAUAAGUUGUUCUAUUCUAAAUCAUCAUCAUAUUCAUAUCAUUGUUUUACGGAUCUGUAAUAAGUAUUCCCAUGUUUAGCUUAUAACAAAAAAAAACAUUUUAGAAUUUUAUUAAUUAAUGCAAUUUGAUCUCGAAGAAAUGCACAACGUUCCAGGUUUAAGUAACAUUUUACGCGAUUAAACAGUAAAAUUUCUUAUAUUAGGGUGAUUUGUAAAAAAUUAAUAUUUUGAAUAUGUCAAAUGACACGAAAAAAAAUAAUCUAAAGAAUGGAAACAAUAUAUUUACUUGGUACUAUUGAAAAAAUUCAUUAAAUCAAAAUUAGAAAUCAAGUUUUUACUGAAAAGUGAAAGACUAAUCUGAUAAUUAAAAAAAAUUUGCAUAUAAUACAUAAAAAUAUCUUUUUUGUAUUAUAUUAAUAGAUUUAUUUUGUUAAUUUAAAUUACUAAAUUAUAAAUGCAGUGAAUUUUUUGUAUAGAAUUAAAAAUUGAUUUCGUAGAUUUUUGUAUAUUAUAUUAAAUAAGAUACAUUUUUAUUUGGUAUUAAGUACCGAGAAUUACAAAAUUAAUUUAAGAAGCAGAACUGUGAGAAAAUAUCGGUCGAAGUAUAAGAAUUAAUAAACUCGAAACUUCUUUUUACAAAUAAAAAAUACGUCGUGUUUCUGAUAAAAAAAAGAAUCACGAUUUUGCAAAAUUGCAAAAUGUAAUUUUAAAUUUAUCAAGUAAAAAGUAGCAAAUCUGAAACUUAUUUUUCACUUACUGUUUUCCACGUAAUAUCACGUUUCUACUCAAUUUUGGCUAAAUAAUAUAUAAUUUACAAGAAAAAUGAUCAAAGAGAAGCAUUUAUGUUGGUGCCAAUAAUUUUAUUGAAUUUUUAUCAUUUCAUAUUAUUUUUUAAAACGUUCAUUAAAAUGUUUGUAAUAUUAGAUUUCACAAAAUGAUUGUAUAAUUUGUGCACAAUUUAUUUUUGAUCAUAUCUGUGUAUUCUUUGAUGGUAUAAUGUUUCGUAUGUGAGAACAUAUUCAUUAAGUCCAUGCUCAUUUUAAAUUAAAUUGUAACUUGUAAACAUUUUCUGAAGUAUUAGCUACGAGUUUUAGUUUAAUGCUUUAGAAAAUAUGUUUGGUAGCAAUUUUUAUUUAAUCCGUAAAAUUCUUAUUUAUGACCAGAACAUAAAAAUUAUUAUUAUUAUGGGUUUAAUAAACGAUAUUCGUCAAGAA
Messenger RNA from Apis cerana (Asiatic honeybee), 3415 nucleotides. It is a transcript of the gene Pino, whose product is annotated as protein pinocchio. Lineage: Eukaryota; Metazoa; Arthropoda; Insecta; Hymenoptera; Apidae. The record is from RefSeq and is a predicted model, not a curated record.